Boeremia exigua is the source of this 861-nucleotide messenger RNA. RefSeq names its product diphthine synthase-like protein. NCBI's taxonomy places the organism in Eukaryota, Fungi, Ascomycota, Dothideomycetes, Pleosporales, Didymellaceae. The transcript has 3 exons. Gene Ontology annotation, molecular function: diphthine synthase activity. The coding region runs from base 1 to 861 and encodes 286 amino acids. The record is from RefSeq and is a predicted model, not a curated record. Gene Ontology annotation, biological process: protein histidyl modification to diphthamide.
AUGCUGUACCUCGUAGGACUCGGGCUCGCUGACGAGAAGGACAUCACUGUCCGCGGUCUUGAGAUUGUCAAGAAGGCUGAGCGUGUGUAUCUUGAAGCCUACACGGCGGUGCUGCUGGUGGACAAGGAAGUGCUUGAGUCGUUCUAUGGCCGCUCAGUAAUAAUUGCCGACCGCGAGAUGGUCGAGUCAUCCAGCGACGACAUCCUCGCCGACGCUGACAAAGUCGACGUCGCAUUCCUCGUCGUGGGAGAUCCAUUCGGAGCAACAACGCACACCGACCUCGUCCUGCGCGCCCGCGAACUCUCCAUCCCCACGCGCUCCGUCCCCAACGCCUCGAUCCUGACCUCGAUCGGCACGACGGGGCUGCAGCUGUACAACUUCGGGCAGACCGUGUCAAUGGUGUUCUUCCUGGACAACUGGAAGCCGGCGUCGUUCUACGACCGCAUUGCGGAGAACGUGCGCAUCGGGCUGCACACGCUGGUGCUGCUGGACAUCAAAGUCAAGGAGCAGAGUCUGGAGAACAUGGCGCGCGGCCGCAAGAUCUACGAGCCGCCGCGCUACAUGACGGUUGCGCAGUGCGCGCAGCAGAUGCUGGAAAUCGAGGAGGAUGUAAAGCAGGAGGGUGUUUAUGGCCGCGAGUCGCUGGCGGUGGGUGUUGCGCGGGUUGGCGCUGAGGAUGAGAAGAUUGUUGCUGGCACGCUCGGUGAGCUCUGCGAUGCUGAUCUGGGUAAGCCACUGCACAGUCUGGUCUUGCUUGGAAGGAGGACGCACGAUCUGGAGAGAGACUUUUUGUUAGAGUUUGCCGUGAACAAGGAGACGUUCAAGGCCGUGUGGGCUAAGGACUAUGAGGGCAAGCAGUGA